GCGCGGAACUACGAGUCCCAGGGUCCCUUGCGGCCACCGUAGUCAAGUGGCCGGUGGAAUUGGCCCAGGAUGACAGCUGGAGAAUGGAGUCAGGACCUUUGCCCCAGAGAAGGGGAAUGCUAAAGCAAGUGGGGCCCCAUAUGCUGACUGCCUGUCCACGGCUUCACUCAGGCAUAGCUUCUGGUGCAGAUCCCCUUUGUCCCUCACAGCCUUCACCACCCCUGCCCUGCUAUGGAACCUGUCUACAGGAAAGACGGAGCCUGUGUGAACUCUCCACGUCUAUUAGGAGUUUUAUCCAAGUAUGAAAACCAGAUUACUAUUUUUGCUGACUACCUAGAAGAGUUUCCAGAUACAGAUGAGCUGGUAUGGAUCUUGGGAAAACAGCAUCUUCUUAAAACGGAAAAAUCUAAGCUGUUGUCUGAUAUAAGUGCUCGUCUAUGGUUUACAUACAGGAGGAAAUUUUCACCAAUUGGGGGAACAGGCCCUUCGUCAGAUGCUGGCUGGGGAUGUAUGCUACGCUGUGGACAGAUGAUGCUGGCUCAAGCCCUUAUCUGCAGACACUUGGGAAGGGACUGGAAAUGGGAGAAACAGAAAGAACAACCCAAAGAAUACCAACAAAUCCUACAGUGCUUCUUAGAUAGAAAAGACUGUUGCUACUCUAUCCAUCAAAUGGCACAGAUGGGCGUAGGAGAAGGGAAAUCAAUUGGCGAAUGGUUUGGACCAAAUACAGUUGCACAGGUGUUGAAAAAACUUGCUUUAUUUGAUGAAUGGAAUUCCUUGGCUGUUUAUGUUUCAAUGGAUAACACCGUGGUCAUCGAAGAUAUCAAAAAAAUGUGCCGCACCCUGUCCUUGAGUGCUGACAUACCUGCUGAGAGGCCCCUGGAGUCUCUGACUGCUUCCACCCAGAGUAAGGGCCCCUCGGCCUGCUGCACAGCCUGGAAACCCUUGCUGCUUAUUGUGCCCCUCCGCCUAGGCAUAAACCAAAUCAACCCCGUCUAUGUUGACGCCUUCAAAGAGUGUUUUAAGAUGCCACAGUCUUUAGGGGCAUUAGGAGGAAAACCAAAUAACGCCUAUUAUUUCAUAGGAUUCUUAGGUGAUGAGCUCAUUUUCCUGGACCCUCACACAACCCAGACCUUUGUUGACACCGAAGAGAAUGGAAUGGUUGACGACCAGACUUUCCAUUGUCUGCAACCCCCGCAGCGGAUGAACAUCCUGAACUUGGAUCCUUCCGUAGCAUUGGGGUUUUUCUGCAAAGAAGAAAAAGACUUUGAUAGCUGGUGUAGCCUUGUUCAGAAGGAAAUUCUAAAGGAAAAUUUAAGGAUGUUUGAAUUAGUUCAGAAACAUCCAUCACAUUGGCCUCCUUUUGUUCCUCCAGCCAAGCCAGAAGUAACAACCACAGGGGCAGAGUUCAUUGACUCUACUGAACAACUAGAGGAGUUUGACCUGGAGGAAGAUUUCGAGAUUCUGAGCAUAUAGGAUAGUGGAAACUCACCUUGGAGAUCUGUCUUCCAUCUGGCACCAGAAGAACAUGAACUCAUCACGUAAAACUUUUUUCAGUCAGCAAGUGCCUAAUAUGCCAACAGCAUACAAACUUGAUAGGAAUCAUGACUGAGCCAGUCACCAUUUCUCAGCAAAAAAAAAAAAAAAAAAGAGAGAAUGAACAAUAUGUCCCUUCCCCAGAAGGAACUAAAACAAUCAUGGAAUCUAGGAGCAGAAAGAUUAGGAGCCGUCUCUUGCUUCCGAGCUUCUUACAUGGCCACAGCAAAUCUUCAGCUGCUGGAAUGGGGAGGUGGAUGUGUGGAGGACAGCCAGCAACUCCCACCUUGCUUUCAGCACCAGCAGAUGAGAGAUGGUUACCCUGUGCUUCUUUACCCUUUUCAGGUUUGACCUCUUUGGGCUAAAUACUAAGAAGCAGUCUGUUCCCUUGCUCUAACAAUAAAGUGUUAAUCAUUGUAUCAGAACAAUGGUAACAAGAACAAAAAGUUCUUGUUAAAGUAUUUGAAUAUGUACUUAAAUAAUCAUAAUUGAUCUCAAAAAGUAUGUCAAAGACAUUAUAUCAAAUGUAUAUUUAUUGAUCUACCUACUUGAGAGAACCUUACUAUUUUGUCCCCGUCUUAACUGAUACUUCUGUCAGAUGUCACCCUGUCCUUAAAUCAUUUAUCACUUAAUUCAGGGGUCUGCAAACUUUUUCUGUCAAGGGCCAGAGAAGAAAUGUUUUAGGCUCUGAAGGCCAUGUAGCAACUGUCACAGCUACUCAUCUCUGCUGGUGAAGCACCUAAACAGCCCUAGACAGUGCACACGCACAAGAGCCUGGCUGUAAUGCAAUAGAACUUUAUUUACAAAAAAGGGGGGAAGGGCUGGAUUUAGCCCCAGGCUGUAGUUUGCUAAUCACUGACUUAAAUUAUUGAUUUUUGUUUGGGAAAUUAAAAAUUGUGGUUGAAUUUGA
This is a messenger RNA of Dama dama (fallow deer), 2446 nucleotides long. RefSeq names its product autophagy related 4A cysteine peptidase (gene ATG4A). The coding region runs from base 232 to 1476 and encodes 414 amino acids. The transcript is spliced from 14 exons. NCBI's taxonomy places the organism in Eukaryota, Metazoa, Chordata, Mammalia, Artiodactyla, Cervidae. The record is from RefSeq and is a predicted model, not a curated record. Gene Ontology annotation, molecular function: protein-phosphatidylethanolamide deconjugating activity.